UUAAACAGUAAGUUUUAAAUUUAUAAAUUUAAUCAGACUGAUAGCUCCCUCGAUGACUUCGGUUCCAUGACGACGCAAGACGCUUUUCCUGACUAGCGUGGUAGGCAUGAACGCGUUUGCAUGGGUUCUUCUAUAGGUUUUAUAAAACUUUACAGUGAAAGCUAAACUGUAAAUCUAAAUCCAUCCAUAAAAUUGAGCUUUUUAAUUUUCGUCUCUGUAAUUACCAGAGUAAGAAUUAAAAGGCGAUCACUAUAUAUACAGUUCUUGUUCAGACACAUAUAUACGACUCGUUGCAGUAUUUGCAACAUUUCAACUAAAGUGACCGUAGUCUGUUCCCAAAGAUCAGUUAACACAACUUUCAACGUUACACAAGGUCGUGCCGACUGUACGUUUAUGUGAAAAGGGUACCUGAAUCAAAAAUGAAUUUGAAGGAACAGGAGACGUCACUGAAAGAAAAACUGUCACAGCACUACAAGAAUCGCAACUUUACCCCACAGCCAAAGGCCAUUGUAAGAGCAGGACUUUUCUGGCCAGGAUUCAUGAUAUGUUCCCUUUUCUUUGAGGCUGUAGCUGUCCUUCUUCCCGGGGUGUACAAGUUGCAUGGAACAGGAAAUCUAGAGGGCCAUGGAUGGUUUGGGGAAACCUACUGGCUGAUGCUUGGAGUGGUAUUGACAACGUUUGUGGAGUCACUGAUUAACUGGUGGAGAGUGUACAUGGAUGUGGCCAAUUACGUUCGAAAGGAGACAAAAAUGGCUCACUUUCCACAGUGUCUUGAAACACCUCCAGGUUGGAGGCACUGCCCUACCUGCCAAGUGGAUGCACCUCCACGCUCAUUUCAUUGUAAUAUGUGUGGUCGGUGUAUCCUCAAACGUGACCACCAUUGCUUCUUCACAGGUUCUUGUAUUGGCUAUUACAACCAGAGGCAUUUUGUCAUUUUCUGCAUUUAUGUGAUAUGGGGCAGCUUACUUGCUCUCUACUUGCAACUAUCUUACCUCAGCAAAUACAUGUUUCCUUUUUUUGAAAAUGUGUAUGCUUACAUCCUCCCAUUUACAGUCAUGAAGCUCUUUUCUGGUAAUUUAACUAUCCAAUCAUUUUUGUUGCUUUUACAUACUUAUGCUACUGGAUUUUGUCUUUUCCUGGGACUUUGGUUCCUACUGUGGCAAUUAAUCAUCAUCUUACGUGGCCAGACAUCCUAUGAGGCAUGGAAGAACAUUCGAGUUUAUCAUGGCGGCUUGUACAACAAUUUUACAUCUGUGUUUGGCUCACCACUACAGGCCUGGCUUUUAUUUUUUGUACCACUCAUGUUGCCUUUGCAAGGAGAUGCUUGUGCAUGGAAGAUUAGGCCUAAGUCUGAAAAAGGUCAUUGAAAUAAAUAGGGUUUAGUAAUAUGUGAGAAGUUUUUCUCAAGUACAGGACAGACAUUAUGGAGUAGACAAGUAAAUUAUAGCCAGGGACAAAACAUACUGUCUUAUGUAAUGAAUAGUUUAAAAUAGUUAACAAAAGCUUGAUGAAUGCAACACAAAGCAACUACCAAUUAUCAGACUCAAAAUGAUCUAUAUAUGGAAUAAAUGUUCUACAUAUAGAAAGAAUAAUAGACAGAUCUUUCUUUUCCCAUUAGUGCGGAAAAGUCCAUUACUAUCAUAUUUUAUUUAAGUAUACGACAUGGGUGAGCAUAAAUGUACACUAGUAGAAUAAGCUCCUAAAUUUUUCAGAUGUUAACCACUUUAGUUCGAAAGGCCUUUGUCAGACUUUCAGCAAAGCAGAAGAAUGCACAGAUGAGGUAUAUGCAAUAAUUUUUGUUGAAGCCAGUUAACAGAAACUACAUGUAACAUGCUGUCUUGUGAUGUUUUGUGUCAUCCUGCAUCUUGCUCUGUCUGUUUUUCUGGUCUGUUGUCGUGUUCACUUCAUCAGUGCCAGGAUUGUGCUGUUUUCAAGUAUGUUGCCCUAAAACAUUUCACUUAGCUGAAUUUGUAGUCACAAGAAAGGCUGGUGCUGAUGGGAAGAUACGUCACUGUUCGCCAAAUGUCUCUACUGACUUUAUCUCACCUGUCUUAACUGUCAGCGACCUCAUGCCUUUCACCAGCUACAUGCUGCCAUGGGUCCCUUGGUACUGUGGCUAUAACCAUGGCAACGAAAACAACUCUUUUGUUCUUUAAACAACAGCCCCAGAGGAUAUCCCAUGAGACCCUUUAUUAACCAUUUAGCUCAGACUGUUGCUGCAGGAAUCACCGCUGGUUUUGUGCAAGCACUGCAGCAACCUGUAAACUCCUGUCAUUUUACAGCCUUUUCUUAAAUGGAUUGUAAAGCGCCUUGAGUCUGCCAAAUGCUGGAGAAACAUGCUAUAUAAAUGUCUUCAUUAUUAUUAUUAAUAGUUUUAGUUAAUGUUAUCUAUAUGCUCUCAACAGUUUAAUUUGUAAAACCAAAAGAGCAUCUCUGCUUUCAUGUGAUUUUACUUAUUUUUCUGUUAAAAUAUUGUGAAUAAGAAGUACUGUAUAGAUUAAAUGCAACAGGUUCUGUAAAAAGCGAGCUCAGUGUAAGAGGUAUGGUGUACCAUGAGAUCAGUGCAAGAAGUACACAAAGUUAGAAAAAAUAUCAUGUGACAAAACAUAAGGCAUUGAAUCUACCGCUCAUGCUGAAUCACCUAUGGCCAUUUUUUUUAAUGUAUCAGAAUUAUAUUAACGUUUUGUACAAGUAGUAUCUACAAAAAUAUUACUUUUACAACUUAACACAGAGACUGUCUUAAAAUGUCUUAGCAUCUUUAAGCCAUAAGAACUUCAGAGAUAAAUAUUUCUGAAAAAAGUUCAUUUACUUUUGUUCAAGAUUUAAAUGCCUAUGCAAUGCUUUCCUGACUUUUGAUGAGGUUGUGCUGUUUGAAAGCAUGUAUAAUGUAUAUGACUUCAUGUAAUAGCUGUUUGUGCCAUGGAUUUGAAUUCUGCAUAAUAAGUGCUUGUUUAUUGCAAAUGUUGUAACACAUUUUUCCAAAAAAAUCUUACUUUAAUGAACUUUUAAUAGUGUCUUACUGGUUUGUAUUGUCAAUCAAAUUGACCAAUGGAAAAAAGCACAAUAUGGAGGUGUGAUGCAGCAUUUCAUGAGUACUAUUUUUUCUAUAUGUAAUAUCUUUUGAUAGACUGUUACACUGCCAUGUUUUAUCAAUUACAAUCAUGUUUGAAUUUAUAUUAUUCAAUAAAGAUCUGUGUCUUGUUUCAUAAAAUGUAUUUGAUAUUUAUCUUUAUUUUGUUUUAACUUUGGAGAUUUAAUAUUAGCUAAUGAUGAUUAUUCAAGCAAAAAUAUUAUGUGAGAACACUGCUGAUAAAUAUUAGUUACUUCUUAUGGCUCCAGAGUCACAACUGAAUGCAGAGCAAUGAUCCGCAUCUUGGCAUACAACUCAUGAUUCAACAGAAGAUGGUCAGAGCUUCAAAUGAUGAGCCCUUAAAAAAAAGACAUGCUUUAAAUCAGGCAAUUAUUCAACUUGUUCAGUUGCCCCACACUGCGUUCUUUCUGGUGCACAUUAGUACUUAAGGAUCAAGUAUGAGACUAUUUAAGGUUUGCAACUACUUGUUAGGGUACAUACAUGUACUUCAGCUUCCGAAAGUCUUUCAGCCUGCUACACUGCUCAAGGUCUUCAGCAAGUAUUCGCAGAAUUGUUGACAUCUGUGCCAAACUUGAUAACUUGCCUGUGCAUCCCCCAAGUUCUUACUAGCCAUGCAACACACAAGGUGCAGAGAGAAUGAAAAAUGUAGAUGGAAAGCUCAGUUAGGUAAACAGAUGCCAAACCUUUAACUGUUCAGAAACAGUUAGUAGGAAGUCAACGAAACUGUUUUAAUAUUCUUACAAAUUUUUAUCCAAGUU
This is a messenger RNA of Pomacea canaliculata, 3849 nucleotides long. Its product is annotated as probable protein S-acyltransferase 13. The transcript is spliced from 2 exons. Bases 420 to 1367 code for a protein of 315 amino acids. The record is from RefSeq and is a predicted model, not a curated record. NCBI's taxonomy places the organism in Eukaryota, Metazoa, Mollusca, Gastropoda, Architaenioglossa, Ampullariidae. Gene Ontology annotation, molecular function: palmitoyltransferase activity.